Molecule: messenger RNA, 2205 nt
Organism: Cutaneotrichosporon cavernicola
Lineage: Eukaryota; Fungi; Basidiomycota; Tremellomycetes; Trichosporonales; Trichosporonaceae
Gene: SHE4
Exons: 1
Coding region: 1-2205 (734 amino acids)
Cellular component (GO): cytoplasm
Molecular function (GO): Hsp90 protein binding
Source: RefSeq, a predicted model, not a curated record
AUGUCCACUGAUCAUCGCCUCAAGGCGCUCCUCCAGUCCAAGUCUCCAACCUCGCCAAACGACGUGCGCCUUCUCGCCACGGCAAUCUCCUCUCCCUCCCAAAAUGAGUCUGGGCUAGCGCUUCUAGCUCUCUCAAAGGUCGUGGACGCAUCAAACGCGCGAGGAGGAGACGAUGCAGCCCAAGCCGCGCGGAUCAAGGAUACGUUCAAUCCGCUCGUGUCCGACGCCGUUUCCCAGGGUGCCGACGACCCGGCGUCGUUCGUCCCCGCCGUCUCACUCCUCGCGGCUCUGGCACCACUCGCUCCAGCCGGCACCGUCGCCCUCGUCACUCAGUCGCUAGGCAUUAACAGCAAGGAAGAAGCGUCGGACAUCGACCCACUCGGCGUGCUACUCGAACUUGCAGAGCUCCCGUCACCUCUCCAACCUGCACUUGCGGCUCUGCUCUCAGCUCUGGCUGGCACUAAGGCUGGGCGCGGGAUCGUGCGCGACCGCGCCUUCGAGUAUCUGAGCGCUGCGGUCGACGCCAAAGACCUUGAGGGGGAUACAGGUGUGCUGUCCGCUGUGGCCCUCAGCAAGCUCGGUCGGCCGGACCCGCAAGUCGGCGAGCCCGAGGAGCAGAGGCUUGCGCGCGAUGAGCAGUCGCUCGAGGGCGAGGUGCAGCUCGCCCACACGCUCAUGGGCCACAUCAAGAGUGUGUCCUCAGCACAGGCCAUCCUGCCCACGCUUGAGGGCUUGAGCGUGCUCAGCACCCGGCCCGCUAUUCGGGACGUGCUCUGUUCCGAUGCUGACUUCCUCAAGGCCUUCCUCGCCCUGUCUCCCGUUCCCCAACCCAAGGGCGGCUCCCUCCCCGUCACGCCGCGGUCAUCCAUGGGCUCUCUAGAUGAGGCACUCGCUCCAGUGGACGCGGCCCUCUGCUUCGGUCUCGCGACCGUGCUGGCACACCUCGUGGCACGCAAGCCCGUACUCUCAGAGCACGACCAGCAAAUGGAGCGGUUGCGCCGCAUGGCCAUCAGCGGCAAGACCGCUCUCGAGGCCGAGGACGAGGACCCCGCGGAGCGUGACGAUGCGGUCGAGAAGCGCGUCGUAGCCCUGCUCAAAGCGCAGGUUAUCCCGGCACUUAGCGGCAUUGUACGCGCCGAGUCGCCUCGCGUACGUGAUGCCCUGGCGAGGAUAUGCCUCGGAUUAGUGGAGGAGCGUGCACACCGUGCCCCGUUCAUCCGUGACGGUGGCUUUAAGGUGCUCACUAUCGUCUUGCGCGACUCUACGCAGGGUAUGGCUGCACCGCAAGCGCUCGCGAAGCUCGUAAUCACGACACCGCCACAGCUCCUCUUCCCUCCUCCGCAUCAGACGAACGCGCUUAACGCCCUCGCUCCACUGUAUACGCUGCUCGUCUCGCAGGAAGCGAGCCUGCUGCAACAGUUCGAGGCGCUGAUGGCGCUGACGAACCUCGCAUCCGUCGACGGGCAGUUUGGUGCGCGCAUUGUCGAUGCCAAGGUUGCGACACCGGAUGAUUUCAAGGGCCGUGGACGCGACGACACAAAGGUCAUUGACAAGGUCGAGGAGCUGAUGCUCGACGACAACACCCUUGUGCGGCGUGCUGCGACCGAGCUUGUGUGCAACCUCGUCAACUCGGAAGCCGGCUUUGCGCACUUUGCGGGCGAGGCUGACGGGAAGGAGUCCAACAUCAAGGUAGAGAACGGGGGGAAGGCAGUGCGCUCGACGGCGCGACUGGGCGUCCUCCUUCUUCUCACGGAUGUGGAUGACCUCCCCACCCGUCUCGCUGCCAGUGGUGCGCUGGCCAUCCUCACGGAAUCACCUAAUGCAUGCUCGGCGGUUGUGGCCGGUGGCGCGAUCUCAGGUUCCCAUCGCAGUGUGUGGGACCGUCUCGGUGACCUAUUCGAGCCUGGCGGCGAGCGUCCAGACGUCGAGGACGCCGACGGACAGGUAAGCGCGGUGCAGACCAUCUCGUCCGCGCCGCCUGACGUGGGGCUCGCGCACCGCGGUGCGGUCAUCGUCUCCAAUCUUCUCGAGUAUGUCCGCGAACUGCCCGAACCGGAGGAGAAGGCGGCACGAAAAAGCAUCGCGGAGAGCAGACUCGAGGAUCGUCUUACUGGUGCAGCCAGGACGCUCGCCCAGAGCCGGCAGGACGAGAGUAUGCAGGUCGCUAUGAUGCUCGCGCGGACCAAGAAGCUGUUCGUAGGGUGA